AUAGCAUCGUCAAGCUACCAACCAAUAAUUUGCUUUGUCAAUUUAGACUGUUUACUACCUGAAGGUCAGAAGCUGUAAAAUUAGAUAAUUUUUGUUAUGUUAGGAAUCCAAACAUAAAAAAAGUAAAAGGUAGAUAUUGGAAUCAAGGAGCCCUGACUCAGAACUAUUCAAAUUUUGCAUUUCAAUGCUCAAUGUUAUUCUUUGGACUCCACACUUCAGUAAACACAUUUGCAACAAAAUUCUCAAGAAGAUAGUAAAAUUAAAGGGUGAAUCGAUAAUUUUCAACCUCUCAAAAUCCUCUAGAAAAAUACCAAAAUACACCCAAUAUUCCAUGAAAAUAUUCUUAACUUCAUUUAUCGUCUAUUCGAGAGAAUCCUCAUCUCAAAGCCUUUUGAUACUUGAAACAUGUCUUCAAAGUCAUUUGCCUGAUUCCAUAAUUGACCUAACACCCAUUGAAAUUGUUCAGAAUUGUAAAAUUUUAAUUUUACUUUAUGGAUGUUCGUUUUUCAAAAAACAACUACGCAAUUUCAUAAAUGCUCACAGGGUUUUAGAAAAUCUUACAAUAAUGUUACAAAAUUCAGAAGGCUAUCUCAAUAAUGACGAGAUUUGGAAGAUUUUAAGAAUUUAUGCUUACUUUUCAAAUUAUGCAUUUCUAAGCGCACUCGAAUAUACUGGAGUUCAAACAAUAUCGGAAUAUUUACUAGCAAAAUGCAGUGAUUUUUGUUCGGACAAUCAAAUGUUAUACCCCGCUAAUAAGUACAUAAUAUACUUUGCAGAAAGAUUCGCUCCAAAUACCAAACUAUCAAAUAAAAUGAUUCUAUCUUAUAUAAGUCAAGAGCCUUCGCUUACGAGUCCAAAAAUAGCCCAAAUUAUUCCAUCAAACAAAAUUUUACACUUCAUAUGUUCGAGUGAUUACAAUCAAGUCGUAAACGCUGUUAGGAUACUCAAAAAGAAGCACUUAAAAGAAGACGAUAUGGAUUUUAUUGUGAAGCAGUGUUUUUGCCAUUUGAAGUCCGAGGAAAUCAAAAUUCAAGGUGCAUUAAGUUUAAUUAACAAAAAUGUAAAAAUUAUUUCAGCUUGCAGUGUAAGAAACAUACUAACUGAAACUAUAGCCUUCCUGAAGACAAAACAGAAGGCUCCAAAAUAUUCAGCACUUUGUUAUUUUCUUAUGAUGGAAACGUGUGUAAAUUUGGUAAGAUUUUCUACAAAUCUUAUAUAUUUUGAAAAACAAUAAAAUUUCUUAUAUAUUGAAUAUUGUGGGUAUUUUGAAAAGUUUUUUAAAUUUUGAAAUAAAACAAAUAAAUUCGUAUAAUUGAGUUUUUGAGUUUUUAUUUCGGCGUAUUUUUGUUUUACAUUUUCAUUUCAUUUUUAAUUUUUGUUUCUUAGAUCUAUUUUAUUUUUCAUUCUCAGUUUCGCGUGCCAAGUAUACGUUAUAAUAUAUAAUAUUAGUUAAUAUAUAAUAAUAAUAAUAAUUAAAGAAUAACAUGAACGCUCUGAAGAUGGUGCAUAUAGCAGAUGUUAAAGGUGUAAAGUUUUUUUUAUUUUGUUGACUGAUUGUUGCAAGUAGAAGAUUUUUAGAGGUGUGACAUUUACAAAAUAUGUUUAUUUUUUAAUAUAUUUUUAAAUUUACUUUUGUUGAAUUUAGUUAGUUGUUCAUAAAAAUGUAGGUAUUUUUUUUUUGUUUAAAGAUCUGUUUUGGAUAAAUGGUUUUAGUAGGUUUUAUAAUGUUUGUUUUAAAUUUAUAUUUACAUAGUCUGCUUGUAUAGUUAUAGUUAGUAUAAUAUUUUAAAUUAAAUAUGUAUGUACAUAAAUUAAUGUAAUAAUAAUAAAUCUAUAAAUUGCGUUCGAAUUCAUUUGCUUUUACUUUUUUUAUACAAAUUAUACUAAUUAUAUGCAAAUAAAAAUUUAAUUGUGUUAGCAAAACACAAUGAUAUACAAGUUAUAAUGUAGGUUUAGCUAAGCAUUUUUAAUAAUUUAUAAAAACGUAUUCUAUGAGUGUGUCUUUUAUUUAUUACUUUUUAUUAUUUUAGUUGUAGCUAUCUACUUAAAUUUUAUCAUUUUUAUUUGUUCUUUCUUUAUCUAUCUUUAAUUUUGUCUCAUUUGUUUAGUUUUAUUAUUAUAAUAUAAAAAUUCAGUCGAUUCACUUUUCUUUUAUUUAAAAGUAUAAGUCAUGCAAAAAUUGUUCUGCAAUUUUCUUUUUAUUUCAAAUUCAUCUCAAAUUAAAAUAUAAAAAAAAUUAAGAACAGGAACAUAAAUUAUUAAUAAGUUUAGGCGAAAUCAAGAAUAGAGUUGGAGGUGCUUAACCUUCGCAAAUAAUAAUAACACAUUUUCAAAACAAAAAUCAUGUCUAAAUAACUUAAAAAUAAAACAAAUACAUACAUUAGAGAAAUCACCCAUAGCAGAAUGACAAUUUCAAAAACGGACGAGUUUGAAAAAAAAUAUAGACACCUAUCUACGCUUAAGGAAUGCUUUGUGCGUAUUGACAAAUCAUAUCCUUUAAAUAAUCAUCACUUCCACGUUCAAAACCAUACAGAUUUUCUGAUGCAUGAAAUGGAUUCCCAGGGCUUCGAAGAACUAUGCAUUUUGUCAAUUUCAUAAGCAGGCCACGAAACUCCACAUUAAAAACGAUAUUUAUAUAGUUAAGCACUCAAUAAAUAUAAUACCGAAUACUGACUUCAUAAUUCCAAGUUUAACAUUAAUUCAAAAAUAUUUAAAUGCGGAACUCUUGUUCUUUGGUGAAAUUUGCAAUUUGUGAGUUACGAGGUUUGCUUAUGAGGAUGUCGAUUUGUAUAUUAUUUGGUGGACCGAAUUAUGUUUUUUCUUAUUUACUUUCACAGGCAGUUUCUUGAUGAAGUUCUAAAAUAAAUAUAAAACUAUGUCUAGUAAUUCUCGGCUUAUUAUUGAAACUUAGAUUUAAAUUAUUAAGAACAAGAGCAUUUCUUCACUUUCAAUCAUUUUCUUAGAACUGGAUUUAGAAUUAAAAUUGAGUUUGGACAUUAGGUCACGAUUGAAACUAAGUUCUUACGUGAAGUUUGAUAUUUUCAUAGCAACCAGUAGCCAAUUUUGCGACAAAUUUUAAAAUAUUUGAAUAAUUUGUGAGUUUUAAUUUUGGCAGUAAUCUUUUUUUAAAUACAUUUUUGUUAUUUCGAAAACAAGUUGGUAUUUUUGGCCUUAAUUUAGAAUAACAAAUCGAAUACUCGAAAAGUUGCGAAUAAUUUAGCGAACUUCGAUUGUCGCAGUACUAGUGUUCAAAAGGUUAAAGCUCUUAAGUCUAUUUGUAUAGUUUUUUAGAAAGUGGAUUUUGAAAUUGCAACUUUUGUUUAAAUGAGAUGGAUAUUAAUAAAGUGUUUUUGAUUUUAAUAAGCACAAUAUGUAAUGCAUGUAAAAAUGUUUUUCUGACAAAACAACUUUUACAGCGCUUCGUUUACUAAGUAUCCUAAGAUGUUUUAAGGUCAGUUUAAACGUUAUUGUGAUUUUAUUUCUAAUCUUUUUUUUAUUUAGCAAAUAUGGCAAAACAUCUUGAGUCAAUAGAAGAAAUGUAAAUAAAAGAUAAGUUUUGUGUUCAAAAGAUCUUAAGUUGACAUAAUUGAUUUUACUAUUGUUUAAAAUAACAUCGAACACACAGAAACUAGUAAAGAUAUUUUACCAAAAUUAUUUCUCUCUUUUAUCUGAUAAAUAAAAUAAAUAGAUGCAAAAGACGGAUCAUCCCCUUGUUAAGUUGUUUUACCUCUUACGAAACCACAUGAAGUAUACUUAAGCUAUUUUACAAAAGGUAUUCUUUUUUUAAUUUAUCAACGGCUGUUAAAAGAAAAAUAAUGUAUCGACAGAAUAUUUAAAACAAGGAUAAAUAGCUAAAAAAUACUCAAGUCGGCUUAAGAGCCUUUAGCAAUUUGAGCACAGUAAUAGCAAACUUCAACAUUAGUUCAAGAAAACUAUCUUACAUUUAAAAUGACAUAUUCUAAUUGUAAACGAUAAAUUUUACUAUUUCAAGGUAUUGAAGGAAAAACAUUAGUGUUCAAAAGGAACCCAUA
Molecule: messenger RNA, 4031 nt
Organism: Eupeodes corollae
Lineage: Eukaryota; Metazoa; Arthropoda; Insecta; Diptera; Syrphidae
Exons: 5
Coding region: 185-1234 (349 amino acids)
Source: RefSeq, a predicted model, not a curated record